This is a messenger RNA of Fusarium fujikuroi IMI 58289, 891 nucleotides long. Its product is annotated as related to ADH5-alcohol dehydrogenase V. Lineage: Eukaryota; Fungi; Ascomycota; Sordariomycetes; Hypocreales; Nectriaceae. The record is from RefSeq and is a predicted model, not a curated record. Gene Ontology annotation, molecular function: zinc ion binding; oxidoreductase activity. Bases 1 to 891 code for a protein of 296 amino acids. The transcript has 2 exons.
AUGACAUCCAUGGCUCCCUCGUCACUCGGCAUCGCGGGUCAUGAAGGAGCGGGAGUAGUUGUGGCUGUCGGCGAUGAUGUUUCUGCCAUUUGGAAAGUUGGCGAUCGGGCUGCGGUGCAGUGGGUUGGUUCAACCUGCGGCGUCUGCGAGAUGUGCACCAACGGCUUGGAUGAGGUUCAUUGCCCAAAAGCCGUCCACCAUGCCGUCGAUUUAGCGGGCACCUUUCAGGAGUACUGUGUCGCUGAUGGGCGUUACACUAACAAGAUACCAGACGGUGUCAAGGAUGAAGAUGCUGGUCCAAUCAUGUGCGGAGGCUUCUCGGCGUACGCGGCUUGUAAGCGUGCUGCUGUCAAGCCUGGAGAGUGGCUUAUCAUCCUCGGUGCGGGUGGAGGUGUAGGACAUUUUGCGCUGCAGUAUGCAAAAGCCAUGGGAAUCAAGGUAAUCGCUGUUGACAAGGGGAGGGAAAAAGAAGAAACAUGUCGCAGAUUAGGAGCCGACACCUUUAUUGAUUCUUCCAGUGAUGUCGUGGCCGAGGUAACGAGAAUCACUACCUAUGGGGCCCACGGGGUUCUGCUGGCCACCCCCUCGAAGGAGGCAUAUGAUAUCACGCCACAUACUCUAAGGUCACAUGCUCUACAGGCACUUGGCAUUCCAAACCAUCCCGCUGUUAUGGCUGGAACGAUGGCUGCGCUGGUCGUCGGGAAGAGGUUAAACAUUGUUGGGAGUCUUGUUGGCACCAAAAGGGAAGCCGAUGAAGCACUUGACUUUGUAACGAGGGGAUUGAUCCAUCCGAUUUUAACUAAGGGGACUUUGCAUGACAUUGAUAAAUUCUAUGAUAUGCUUCAGGAGGGCAGUCUCCUGGGACGAGCUGUGAUUAAGGUUUCUUCUUAG